AUGUUCGGCAUUCCGAAGUUCUUUGGCUGGAGAGGCCGGUCUCUCAACCUGGCUAUCAGUUCCCUUGGUAGUCUUGAUUUCUUGCUUUUCGGUUAUGAUCAAGGUGUCACGGGUGGUCUUCUAGACCUGCCCUCUUUCAUCAAAUACUUCCCCGCUAUCAAUCCUCUAGAUCCAGCUAUCCAAGCAGAUGAGUUCCAGCCCAUCCGGUCGCAGCGCAGUUUGAACCAAGGCAUUGCUGUCGCAUCGUACAAUCUGGGAUGUUUCAUGGGUGCUGUCUUGACUAUUUUCAUCGGUAAUCCGCUCGGUCGACGAAGAACUAUCUUUUGCGGCUGUAUGAUCAUGGCUACUGGCGCUCUCUUGCAAUGUACCUCGUAUUCUCUGCCUCAUUUCAUUGUCGGUCGAAUUGUCACUGGUGUCGGCAAUGGCAUGAAUACAAGUACCGUACCAACAUGGCAGUCCGAGUCAUCAAAAGCCCACGAUCGUGGUAAGAUGGUGAUGAUCGAGGGUAUGCUGAUCACGGGAGGUAUCACUCUUAGCUACUGGAUUAACUACGGCAUGUCAUUCAUCGGAGAGAAAGAGGUCGCCUGGCGGUUCCCUCUAGCUUUCCAGAUUAUCUUCGCCGUCAUCAUUUUCUGCUCCAUUCUCAAUCUGCCCGAGUCUCCACGUUGGCUUGUCAUGCAAGGUCGCACCGAUGAGGCUUUGGAGAUUCUCGAGUGUCUCAAUGAGAAAUCUCGGGAUGACCCCUACAUCAAGAACGAGCUCAUCUCUAUCGAGGAAACUGUCAAGGAAAUGAACAAGGGCACUUACAAGAGUCUGUUCAAGAUGAGCGAGUACCGAGAAUUCCAUCGUGUGGCCCUCGCCUACGUCAACCAAAUGUUCCAGCAGAUCUCCGGAAUUAAUCUGAUCACCUACUACGCGCCUUCACUGUACGGCCAGAUUGGUCUUGGAGAAGGAAAUCUUCCAAAGUUGUUGGCAGCUUGCAACGGCACGGAGUAUCUGAUGGCAGCAUUCAUCCCUAUUUUCAUCAUUGAGAAAGUUGGACGUCGUCCACUGAUGUUGUUCGGCGCCGCCGGAAUGUCAAUUUCAAUGGCCGUCCUAGCCGGUUCAAACUACCGCUUGACCCACCUAGGCGACAGCAGCGCCGGUAUCGCACAGGCCGUAUUCCUUUUCGUCUUCAACACCUUCUUCGCCAUCGGUUGGCUCGGAAUGACCUGGCUGUACCCAGCCGAAAUCGUGCCCCUGCGAAUCCGUGCUCCAACUAACGCACUCGCCACCAGCGCUAACUGGAUCUUCAACUUCAUGGUCGUGAUGAUCACGCCUGUUGCAUUCGCGAAUAUCGGAUACAAGACCUAUGUCAUCUUCGCUGUCAUUAACGCGUUCAUGUUCCCCUGUGUUUACUUCUUCUUCCCUGAGACUCGCUACCAGAUGGAUGCCAUCUUCAAGAAGUCUACCAAUGUCUUCAAUGCCGUCACCAUCUCCGUUAAGGAACCUUAUCGCUAUGAUAAGCACGGUGAGCUUAGACCGGAGUACGUUGAGGAGGCUCUGCGCCAUGCUAGCACGGAUGUGCACAUUGCCGGUGGGAAGUUCGAGAGUGAUGAGAGUGGUACUGAGGUUAAGGCUUGA
Penicillium mononematosum is the source of this 1623-nucleotide messenger RNA. RefSeq lists its product as uncharacterized. The transcript has 7 exons. The record is from RefSeq and is a predicted model, not a curated record. Gene Ontology annotation, biological process: carbohydrate transport; transmembrane transport. Lineage: Eukaryota; Fungi; Ascomycota; Eurotiomycetes; Eurotiales; Aspergillaceae. The coding region runs from base 1 to 1623 and encodes 540 amino acids. Gene Ontology annotation, cellular component: membrane. Gene Ontology annotation, molecular function: carbohydrate:proton symporter activity.